Trichoplusia ni (cabbage looper) is the source of this 2044-nucleotide messenger RNA. It is a transcript of the gene Gnpnat, whose product is annotated as probable glucosamine 6-phosphate N-acetyltransferase. The record is from RefSeq and is a predicted model, not a curated record. Lineage: Eukaryota; Metazoa; Arthropoda; Insecta; Lepidoptera; Noctuidae. The transcript has 6 exons. Gene Ontology annotation, biological process: UDP-N-acetylglucosamine biosynthetic process. Gene Ontology annotation, molecular function: monosaccharide binding; glucosamine 6-phosphate N-acetyltransferase activity. Gene Ontology annotation, cellular component: endoplasmic reticulum-Golgi intermediate compartment; Golgi apparatus; endoplasmic reticulum. The coding region runs from base 376 to 972 and encodes 198 amino acids.
UUUCUCUGCUGUUCACUCAGAACAUACUCGGAAAGUUCUGUUUUGUACAUGUUUUGUAUGAUGUUUGUAUGACACUGACUGAUAAACUGCUGAUGAUGACAACUUUGAACUUGUCUUUUCUGUCAGUUAGCCAGCGGCUGACAAAACUUGCGGUACGGCGAGAUUACUUUCACUUUUAAAAUUAAUUAAAGUUAUCAGGGACGUAGGUUCUCUAUACGUUGUGUGGCUGUCGUGGCUUGGUGAUGUUUAUUUAAUUUCUGACGACAUUGAUGCAAGCGUGUCGUUAAAUAAAAGCCACGUACACAAAUAGUGUGAGGAUUAAACAGCAUGCUAAAAUAGUUAAAAAUAAAUAAGAAUAUAACUUAAAUAGUGAAAAUGGGGAUGGAGAAAUAUAAUAAUGUGGAUGGUAAUCCAUCAGAGUACCUGUACCCGCCUGAGAUUCUGAAACGGCUGAACUUUGACAAGAGUCCAGCGACGUUUAAGCCUAAGAUCAGCGCGGCCAGUCCUGGCGAGGACUGGAUGGUUGUCAGGCCUCUGCAGCGCUCGGACUUCGACAAAGGGUUCCUGCAGCUGCUGGGCCAACUGACCAGCGUUGGCAAUGUUACGCGGAAGCAGUUUGAUGAGAGAUUCACAAGUAUGAAGCAGUCUGGCGGUUACUACGUGACCGUGAUCGAAGACACUCGCAUAUCCAAACUGAUCGGCGCAGCUACCCUCACUAUCGAACAGAAGUUCAUACACAACUGCUCUGUGCGAGGACGUCUUGAAGAUGUAGUCGUCAAUGACACUUACAGAGGAAAGCAGUUAGGAAAACUGAUCGUAGUGACAGUAUCCCUGCUAGCCCAAGAGCUGGGCUGCUACAAGAUGUCCCUGGACUGCAAGGACAAGCUCAUCAAGUUCUACGAAACCCUCGGCUACAAGCUCGAACCCGGAAACUCUAACGCUAUGAAUAUGAGGUUCGAGGAGCCAUCUUGACAAUUAGCCGCUGGGACAUCCGACCUGCGCUCUAAACUGUAAGUACACACAAGGGGCCGAGCAGACUUCACGCCACUUCCAGAGAACAACUACCAUUCACAUCUACUUCAUGUCAACGAAGAUCUUCCAAUCAUGGAUAUUUUGGAUUAAACGUCAUACUAAUGCCUCUCAUGGUUGACCACCUUACAUUGACCUCUCAUGUUUCUUUAUAAAAUGUUCUCACAAAUGACGUUGAUUUGUUUUGUGUGCCUAGAUUUUGAAAAAUCAUACGUCAAAAUCGUACGCCUGUAUAAAGAUCGAGGGUCAGUUUUAUUUGGUUCCUGUACUAGAUUGCUCUAGUUAACAGACCACCAAAGAUAGACACGUUUACAAGAGAUACAUAUUAAAUUGCUAUAGAUCAUGCUAAAUUGGUUGCUAUUAUGUAGUUCUAGAAGCACAUUUUCACGUUUAUCUGCAACACGCUUUCUAUUCACUUUGGAUUUCGUUGUGUUUUCUGUUUGGUCAUUCGUGUGAUUACGGUCGCAGGGUCAAUUUUUCUAUCCAUCGGGGUUAGCGCUCACGAUAUAGUGGUUUCUUUUACCGAUGGGGUGAUCAAUUGAUUAUGGAUAUCCUAGCUCAUAAUAGGCGUUUAUUCGUACUAAACGCAGGUGUAACAAACAUUUUUGUUAUGUAUAGUGUGGAACAAAACAAGCACUAAACACAAAGUAAAUUGUAUCAUAAUUGUUGGGUCUUAAAGACGCAUUUUGAAUAACAUUAUAUGAUAUUUUAUCUUGAGGGUUUGUUUUGCUUCAACAGUAAUAACUUCCAUGCUUCCCAGAAUAUAUUGUUAAGCUUUUUUUUGUUAUUAAGCUAACACUAACGAAUGUUAGAAUUAUGUUGCCAAUUAGUUGUAGAGCUUAAUUAUAUGUUUAAGUUGUGAACUUAGCAGUGUUAACAUUGUGAUUCCAACCCAGAGAGAACUGGCUAUGUUUCACUACAUUUUGUUUUUAAAAGCUUUAUAAUAUGUACUUAAAAUAUACUUAUUUUUGUAACUAACAUUGUGUAUUUGCAUUAUUAAACCAUUGCUGCUUUA